UUUCAGCUCAAGUCUCAAAAGGCUUCUAAAACCCUUCUGUCUAAUUGGUUUCUAUCGCGAAAAAUAAAACCCUAAAUUCUCCGUCCCCCCCUCUCUCUCUUUCUCUGCAAUUCUUUUAAAUAUAAAUCAAAGAACCCUAAUUUUAUACACAUGGAAGGUAAAGUGAAGAAUUUCUGUCUAUCGGAUUCCCGGACUAUACUCUCACAUCUUAAGCACCAAGAGAAGCAACUUAAGCUCAAGAGGAGAUGGUUGAUGGACCUUCCCAUGUCUGAUUCAGAAAAAAAGAAGCUUUUCAGAUACAGGUCGAUGCCUGAAUCUAUGCUUAGGGAAGAUGAUAUAUUCCAUGAGACUGUAAAAAAGUAUGUUGAAGAAGCUUUUGGAGCUCAUCAUGAUGAAAGAGAGAAUAUUAUUGAAGAGAAUAAACAACUGUUUGACAGAUCCAAUCUGAAAGGGCUCCUUCUUUCAUGCCUUAAUGCUUUGACAAAUAAGGGACUUUUCCUUCUUGCUAUGAUGCUAUCUGGAGGAUCAAUCAAUUUUGAAAAAACACGGCCAAAGAUGAAGAAGGUGAUCAAACAAUCAAUUCCAAAGGUUGUUGGUGAUCAAAAUCGCACUUUGCAAAUAGAAAUUUUAAAGCAGCUAUCUCAACUCCUCCAGGACCCACAAAAUGUCAGAGACAGUUGUUUGAAACUUUUGAUUCCCACAUUUCAAUCUCAUCAUGCUUCUGCUAUUAAAAUACUGGACAGACUACGUGAUUUAUCGACUGAUACCCUGCUUGCUAUGCUCAGGAAACUCAGAGGUGUGCCAGCUCGCACUCCUAGCUUGCAAGAAAAAAGAUAUGGAUCGAGCAGAAAAGACCUGAUUCAUAAAAUAAGGACAACUAGUGAGAAAAUGCUUUCAGAACUUGGCAGAGGGGUUGAGCUACAAGCACCAUUAGCAAAAGCACUUGCUGUAGCUGGUUUAUCACUAAAAAGGACAGCAGUCUUUUCAAAUUUCUUUGUGGAAGACUUUAAUCAGUUCUCACCAGAAACAAAAACCUUGCAGAAUGAGAUAUCAAAAGCUAUUUGGUUACUCGAAACAAAGGUUCAAACCCAGGAAUUGAAAACUUUGAAACUUCUUUUAGAUCCAGAUGCCAAUGUCCCAAAUCUGAGAUUAAGAACAUUAAUGAAGAAAAUGUUAACUGAAUAUCUUUUUGAAUGCAACGAUUUGGAUACAAUUCCCAAAUCUUUAUUGGAGGGUCUUGCUUUUAUCAACAGGAAUUGUCGAAGAACGCCAAAUCCACGCUUCUUGAAGGAGGAAAUUGAAGAAGAGGUGGAAUGCAUAUUAAGUGUGAGUGCUGAAAUGAAGCAGACUGUUUGGGGUUUCCUUCCAAACCAUGAGUUUGAUGAGGAUUUUACUGAUGCAUACAUGGAAGAAUUAGAAGAAAGUGAUGAUGGUGAUGAUGAUGAUCAUCAUCAUGAUGAAUAUGAUACUUUCACUGCUACUGGUGACAGUGAUGCGGAUGGUCAGCAACUGCAACCUAGAAAUAUUCUAAGCAGCAGGACUUAUUCUGUUGGUUUGGAUAAUCUAGAAGAAAGUUGUGGGGAGCAUGAUCCAGUGGAUUCGAAACCAUCCAUUUCUACCUCUCAGGGGAAUUGUGGUUCCUCUCCAUUAAUCGAAGGAAAAAGAAAUAUUAGCGGCAUGCUUAAUGUGGAAAGCACAGGCAAAUCUGCAACGUCAAGGAUCAAUGAAAAUGGUUUUUCCCCUCAAUUUCCUUCUGGUGGAAGGUUAAAUAGCAUCUCUAUGAAGGGAAAUGAACCUGUACAAGGUACUACAGUAGGUAUGGAAAACCCUUUGGAAGGUUAUGUUAAAGGGGUUAAAUCUAUGUCCAAUGAGCAAAGUACACAUACAAAUCUAUACCUGGGCAUCCAAGAUAUAUGUGAUGAGACAAGCAUGGUUGCCUACAAUAUCAUUGGUUACAUGCUCGAGAAGUUUGCACACGAAGCAGGCUUAGAUUUAAAUCAGUGUGGUAGUUCAUAUCUCAGAGGGGAUCCCUCAAGUCAAGAAAAUCAAGAAGAAAGGCAGAAUUCUUCCAAGACAAAUGAAGCUGGUUCCGUUAUUGUUCAAGCUGUGGAAGAGCUAGUUCCUUCCUUCCCCAAGAGUGGAAUGGAAAAGCUAAAGGAGUUGCUUGGCAUUGUUUAAGCUUUGGAUACUGGAUAAUACUAACAAUGCUCUAAAAAGAGAGAUUUUCUUCGUUUGCCUCCAGAUAGAGAGGUGUAAGCAGUUCAAGGGGGAGAUGGCAACCCCUUAACCAAUUUGAUGAUGAUUAUACAUAACGUCCAUUAUUUGUUUGUCGGCAAAGAGCAGCCUUCUUGAUAUUUCAGGUUAAUGAUAUGUAGUGAAGAAAAUGGAGGUGAAGACUGAAGAUAAAAGAUAACCAAAUUGUUGCCAUGAUUCAAUCAAUUCAAUGGAAAAUUUUGUUGUAUUAUAUCUCAAACGUCAGUUUUUCUACAUUGUAUUGAUUCAUUUGUGAAAUUUUGCAAGGAUUCCGUGUAACUUUGGGUGAUUGGAAGAUGAGAAAGAGAGGGAAAAUGGAGAGAAACAAAGAAGAUGGAGGAAUAUCAAUAUGUGGGGAUACAAAAAUUAUAUUAUCAAUUAAUCUUCAGCGCAAGUUAUAAACGAACU
This is a messenger RNA of Jatropha curcas, 2661 nucleotides long. Its product is annotated as DNA double-strand break repair protein. Lineage: Eukaryota; Viridiplantae; Streptophyta; Magnoliopsida; Malpighiales; Euphorbiaceae. The record is from RefSeq and is a predicted model, not a curated record.